Molecule: messenger RNA, 804 nt
Organism: Schistocerca americana (American grasshopper)
Lineage: Eukaryota; Metazoa; Arthropoda; Insecta; Orthoptera; Acrididae
Product: coiled-coil domain-containing protein 86
Exons: 3
Coding region: 77-553 (158 amino acids)
Cellular component (GO): nucleolus
Source: RefSeq, a predicted model, not a curated record
UAGUCUUGUAUCUUUGAUUAAUCUGAAUUGUUGCACGUGAGUUCAAUUUGUUGUUUAUGUUUGGGUUGCUGACAUCAUGGGUGUAGAAUCCGUUGAAAAAGUGUUAAAAGUGGAAGAUGUACUAUCGUCCAGUGAACUAGGUGGUAAAAGAAAUAACGGUGCAUCAGAAGACUCCAGCUCCGAGAACGAGGUUGAUGUUCCUAAAGUUGUCAGAGGACGCCCAAAGUCUGGCAGAGUGUGGAAAACGCAAAAGAAAAGAGCUUCAUCUAUUGUGAAAACCAGAGGUCUGCAAUUGUCUCUUGAAAAGAGACGUGCAUUACAAGAGUCUAUCAAACAAACAAGAGAAUUGUCAAAAGCACGCAAAGAACAGUUUUUGGAGGAAAAGAAAGCAAAGAAACUGAGGCGGAAGCUUAAUCUUGAAAGACAGGAGGCAAACAGAAGGAAAUCUGAAGUAGUCCAAGUGAUCAAGAACACAGCCAAAAUAAAGAAGAUGAAGAAGAAGCUUCUUAGGAAGAUAGAAAAACGAGACACAACAGAGUUAAUGAAACAUUAAUACUCCCCAUAACUUUUAUAUGCUGUAGUGCAUAUGAAGAUGAUGCUGAUAAACGAUGAUGAUGAAAAUGAUGAUGAUGAUGAUGACGACGACGAUGGCGACGACAUGUCUGCAGUGCUCCAAGUAUUGGGGUGUUGGCCUGGCUAUGAGGAGUCAGCAAAUACUUUUAAGUUGUAAAUCCUGUUGUUAUAUUCAAUAAAAUGAUAUUCUUAUUUAAAGUUUCAUUUUUAAAAUAAAAUUUCACAUCAGUA